AUGGCUCUUACCGGAAACCCUCCUCCUGACCAGCUUCUUCCCGAGGAGAGAUACCAGUAUCUACCAAACCUUAUCAUUCUCUGCUACUACGAUGAUAUAGCGAUAGCUUCUAAGGAUGAGAAACUCGUCAGAGUGGUUUGGAACCUACUUGACCGCAUAGGGGAACGCCUAGGGAUUACUUUCCCAGCUGAAAAGUCCUCUUGGUUAACUUCUAGUACUUCCACUACCACUUCACACUUGGGCCUUUCCUGGUUCUUUGAAGCUGACCGCCUUAGAGCGUCCUGUGCUAUCCCUGAUCUCAAUUGCCUCGAUACAGCGUUGGAUGGUGCUGUUACGAAGCGAGGUUUAUUCAGCCUCUGUGGUAAGUUCACGGACCCUCUAUCACUGCAUCCAGAAAGAGAUCUGCUAGUGGAUUCUAUUCGGUCAUGGUCUGGCCGAUUCGGUCAUGCCACUGAUAGAGCCUCCUGGGAUUCUGAGCUCCGCAUUAAUAGGAGAGAUAGGGAAAAGCUCAAGCGGCUACUGAGCAAUAUAAAGGAGCUCUCUACUCAAUGCAAGCAUCAGAGUUGGGCCGGCUACAAGCACAUAAUUGUCACCAGCGACGCAUCUGCUACUGGCUACGGCUGGUCGGUGAUGGCGACAUCAUGCUCUACUGCAAACACUACCAAUAUACCGGUUGUGGAAAAGUCCAAACGCUUCCCAGACGCUUUGAAAUGGCACUGCAACCGACUAGAAAUGUUUGCUAUAGUCGACGCGGCAAAGCGUUUGUUGAGGCUGGUGGAGAUUGGCUUGCAAGCCGAUCAGAUCAUUUUCCUAUCCGACAACAGUAGUGCUGUUAGCGGGUGUCGAUCCAAACAGCCUCGGCUCGGUAGUUAUGACAAACUGGCGUUGCAAAGGCUUACUCAGCAAUUCACUGACAUAGAACGGCUUUUGCGCGGCCGUAACAUAACUGUUUCGAUCACCCAUCUUGCUGGUAACAGCAACACUCGGGCUGACUUCUUGUCUAGACUACCAGGUUCGCUGGAUCUACCCACGGGGGCGCCUCAAAACGGCAGUGUCUUUGUCCUCGUUGGUUCUGCUGAUCCAUUACAUGACCGCGGCUCUCUAGAUGGACCCCUCUAUGACCACAGCUUCCUCGAGCAGUGUUCCAACGCUCUCCGAUACGAUGCCACAACCUGGCGCGGCAUCGAGCUCAGGCGUCUAGUUAAUUCACAAGACGACAACACUGAGAAGAAGGUCAAAACCAACCUAUUUUCUGUCAGCGAUCUCGGUAACGUCUACUUUGUUGACACUAACGGUACUCAUCGUCUAUAUGUGCCACACGAGCCUACCGUCGAGCGCCACUCGACACUGAGAUGGAAACUACUCCUCAAGGCACAUUGGCCUCACUGCCCGUUGCAGAAUAUGAAGAACAGACUCCGCGAGCAGUGUUGGUGGCCAAAAAUGAAGAGUGACAUCAACAAGUUAUAUCAGAACUGUUUCUCUUGUCGACGAGAACUACUACGCCUAGUACCGCUGGGUGGUCAGAGGUCACGCCAACUUUCUAAGAGGUUCGACACCUUGGUUAUAGACUUCUGUGGGCCUUUUUCUGACAUCACAGUCGAUGGUAUCACAUCACCACACAUCAUCAUACUCAUCGACUCCUUUACUACUUGGUUAGAACUCCGUCUAGUCGAAGGUCCCACCGCUCGAGCAGCUGCGAAGUCCGUAAUCGAAUGGUCCCUACGCUUUGGUAGCCCCCUAUAUCUGGUUUCUGAUAGAGGUCUGGCGUUUACAGCCGAGCUCACGAAACUCGUGAACAAGGCCCUCUGCAUAGACUCCGUUCUCAGUGGCGGUUAUCAUCCUACACCACAAGGACAAGCUGAGAAGGCUGUCUCCCUCGUCAAGUCAUCUCUGAGGAAACUAUGUGCUCACGUGCCUAUGCAACUUGCGUUGCAAAACCUCCAAUGGAUCUGCCGGUUCCACAAUACAGCACCUAGAUCCUACGGUGACGAAGACAUAACUCCAGAAGACCUUGUAUACGGCGGCAGGAGUCGUGACGCAUUACAGGCCUUGCUGGAGGCAGACUGCUCUCGGAGCUCUGCACAUGAUGGUGAUUCAGCCUCAUACUUGAGGCAAUUGCAAGAUGAAGUUACUUCAUUGAAUACCGCCUGGAGGACUAUACUGUCGGAAGGACGCGCUCUCAAUCUCUCUGGUAACUAUCGCCUAGAGCCGUCUGUGGUACAAGGCGAGAGGGUAUUCCGAAUCAUAGUAGACGGUCUAGGAAAACGACGCAUCCUGGGUCCCUACACAGUUCAUGAGCUACGAGGCGAAGAUUCUUCUAUGGCCAUCCUAUCUAUACGCGGUGAAGUACUCCCCAACCCCGUACCUCUAUGGCAACUUUUCCAUGCUCCUAACGACGACAUCAUCAAGGCGUACGGCACGUUAGGCAUCCCCGAGCUAGACGACCUCUUAGCCAAAUCCUGUGAGUCGCUCGCUCCCGAAGAUCUUAUUUGUUUCCGGAACCCAGGAGAAGAUAUCGAAGGGAUUAUCUCUAUUGACCUCGGUAGAAUACAACACAACAACAUCGACAACAAGGAACUAAAAAUCCGUCGACUGGUAAUGGAUGCCGAUGGUAUCUGGUAUGAUACAACUGACAACUUCGUCUAUAUAUCUUACUCUGACGUGUGCUGCACAGGGCCGAAGGUAUCAUUAGAUCCAACUGGUCGCAUCAGCAGAAGUCUACACGCUCUGCUCCAGCGCAUUGGCGUUGAGAUAUGA
Messenger RNA from Perkinsus marinus ATCC 50983, 2757 nucleotides. Its product is annotated as gag/pol/env polyprotein, putative. Gene Ontology annotation, molecular function: nucleic acid binding. The record is from RefSeq and is a predicted model, not a curated record. The transcript has a single exon. Gene Ontology annotation, biological process: DNA integration. Bases 1 to 2757 code for a protein of 918 amino acids. Lineage: Eukaryota; Perkinsozoa; Perkinsida; Perkinsidae.